Molecule: messenger RNA, 860 nt
Organism: Spirodela intermedia
Lineage: Eukaryota; Viridiplantae; Streptophyta; Magnoliopsida; Alismatales; Araceae
Source: the annotation of a GenBank genome assembly
AUGCACUGGAAUCCUGAGUGUUCGGGAGGAUUGUCGUGCAAUGUCCACGGCCUCGAAGGCUCUCCUUGGACAAAGACGACGUGGGCAAUCUCUAGAUCUUCUCGCGAAGUCUAGAGAUCAAUGAAGUGGGUCGUUUAAUUGUCUCUGGCAGCUGUCACCCGGCGGAGUGGAAAAACGGCGACUUUGCAGCUCUCCGACGGCUGUCACCCAACGGAGAAGAGCUGGAUGGAGGUGGGGCACGUGUCAAGGAGCUUCAUCCUCAGGUCCGCGCAGCAAGAGGAGGCUCUUCAUCGCAUCUGGUACGCUCUCAGGAGGUGGCGACUCAUCUCCUGAUGGAUCGUCCUCUUCUCGACGACGGCUUGUUUGUUGAUCAAUCAAAGAUGAUUUACUUGAUGGAUUUGCAAUCCUUUUAUCGCAAAUCGUUCAACAAUUUUAGUAGCAAUGCUCUACGAAUCACGUUGAUGAGAUUUUUGCCGAUGAUCUAGCGAUUCUCAUUGCUUAAUCCUUCACCAACAAUCUGCAGGAAAGUCGCGAUAAUUAGAUAAAAAUAUAUGACUUUUGACUCUGGAAGGAUUCAAACUCGCGCCGGUUGCCCGCCUGUGAGGAAGGUGUGACGCGGGUUUAGUCCCACAUCGAUUGUGCGCCGAUUUUUCAGGCGAAUAUAUAGUAAUGUUAGCUUUGUAAGCAAAGUCCCUUCUCUCACGUGUACGACUACUCCUUGCCCCACAGCCGGCUGGCCACCAGUGACAUGGAAGGGGAGUGGCACACACGUGCCCCUAUCGGUCCAACCUAACUUGCUCGAGUUCCUGCUCGCAGCUACUCCCCAACUACGCUUUCGACCCGCUUGUUGGCCUGACUGA